GUAGACUUCCAGCUUUCAUGCCGAUCAGCCCUGCGCGCUCUCACAAGCCAUCCAAUUCCAUCAUGCACUAGCCAAGAAGCUCGCUGCGGGUUUCCAACGUCCGAAUAGCCGCUGGUUGUAUCGCCUGAGAGGUCUCGCUGCUGCUAAUCAUGCUGGAUCAGAGGUUACAACUGCAGGUACCGAUCAACAAGAAAGUUGAACAACACUCGAAGAGAAUCGCUAUUCCCACGAGGUCCGAGGCUUCCGCUUUGGCAAAGCAUGGAGACUGGGCCAGCUGUGGUGAAAGUGCUCACACAGGACUUAGUCGGCAAGACUGCCGUCGUCACUGGAGCCUCACGAGGCAUUGGCCGUGCCAUCGCGCUUAAUCUUGCUUUGCGUGGGUGCCAUGUGCUUGGUACAUGCUCGUGCGACGUGACCUACAAUGCGCAUAUCAUCUCCCUACAAGACUCGAUAUUCAACGCUUAUCGCGCAACCGGUAAUCUCAAGCCGCCACUCCUCGAAGCAUGCGUCGCGCACCUCACGGAUCCAGAGCGCUUCUGCCACACUCUCACAGGCCUCCUCGAGGUCUCGUUCAACAAUCGCGUUGAUAUACUAGUUCUAAAUGCUUCACUGGCGGAGCGCAAGACGAUCGAAGACAUGGACGAGGACCACAUCUACCGCAACCUCGUCGCGAACGUGGAGACACCCCUACGCAUCGUACAGAGUCUACUUCCCUUCUUCCAGCCCUCCAGUCGCAUCAUAUUCAUGUCGUCGGAAGCCGCCCGUCUGUCGCGGCCAGGCGGGUUGAUGUACAGCGCGUCCAAGGCAGCAAUGGAGUCGGCUGUGCGUACACUUGCGGAGGAACUAGGGCUUCGCAGGGGUAUGGAGGGUACGACGGUAAACAGCGUGAGCACAGGUCUGACAGACACGGGGCUGGUAAAAAACAUGGAUAAACGUCUACGCGACUCAAUACUGUCGCGCGAGUCAGCGAAGAUCAACGUAGCACGGAGGAUUGGUGAACCCGACGAUAUAGCGAACGUGGUGGGGUUCCUAGCCAGUGAAGCUAGUCGGUGGAUCACAGGCAGCGUAAUCUCUGCGAGCGGAGGUUCGACAAAAAUAUUAUGAUGUGUUGAUAGCAAUGACUGAAACAACCAAUAAGGACAAGAUAAACCUCCUCUUUUGAUGUGCCUGGCACGAAGAAUUUACACAGUUCACGUAUGAACACCAAAAUGUUCAAUUCAAGGAAGCACAGAAUGCUUAACAGGCUUUGAUACUGUCACGAUUUGCUUGUCUCAACACAUUCUUGG
Pseudovirgaria hyperparasitica is the source of this 1286-nucleotide messenger RNA. RefSeq names its product NAD(P)-binding protein. The record is from RefSeq and is a predicted model, not a curated record. The transcript is spliced from 2 exons. Bases 259 to 1104 code for a protein of 281 amino acids. NCBI's taxonomy places the organism in Eukaryota, Fungi, Ascomycota, Dothideomycetes, Acrospermales, Acrospermaceae.